Molecule: messenger RNA, 714 nt
Organism: Mytilus trossulus (common blue mussel)
Lineage: Eukaryota; Metazoa; Mollusca; Bivalvia; Mytilida; Mytilidae
Exons: 4
Coding region: 1-714 (237 amino acids)
Source: RefSeq, a predicted model, not a curated record
AUGCAUUUGAACAUAGGAGCAACGUUCAAUGUUUUAGUCAUAUUUAUAAGUGCAAGGAAUUUAGGUUGUGUUGACUGCUGUGAUGUUUUUGAACCUCCACAAAAUGCUACAGUUUCGUUUAAAAAUUCUACGACAACAAUUCUACAAUGUUUUACGGGAUAUCAAUUAAAAGAAGGAGACUUAAUUCACGGAUGUACGAAAGGAAAAUGGGUUGGGGAAACCCUGGUUUGCUCACCGAUAGAAUGCAGCGCUCCAGACCUAGAUGACAGUUUUAACAACUAUACCGGAAUAAAUGCUUACGACAGCGUGUUUUACUUUGCAUGUAAAUCUGGUUUCAAGAUCAGAUUUGGAGACGUACCCUAUACAACUCUGAGAUGUAACGAAAGUGGACUAUGGGCAGCGCACGUGCAUGAACUAUUUGACUUCAAAUGUUACGGUGAAGAAAGUUAUGCUGGAUGUUACAACACACAAUUAAGCAACUAUCAACUAACAACUGCAGGGUCAAAUAUUGAAGCAUGUAGGUUCAGUUGCCAAAACAUUAGUUCAAAGUAUGCGGUUAUGUCGGGUUCAUCCUGCUACUGUGGAAAUAUGUUGAAUGUGUCAGCAUCAAUUAACAAUGAUAUCUGUAGGGCUCCAUGCAAUGGUUUAAUGGCAAAUGGGUUUUGUGGAGGCACAAAUGGAAGUCAAAGUAUUUACUUUGUUUGGAGUAAGUAA